This is a messenger RNA of Closterium sp. NIES-67, 2426 nucleotides long. The record is from the annotation of a GenBank genome assembly. Lineage: Eukaryota; Viridiplantae; Streptophyta; Zygnematophyceae; Desmidiales; Closteriaceae.
UUAUUGGAGUCAACCAGAUUUCCUUGAAAUUCCCGUCCUUAUUCUCGAGAUGUCACCUCGCCAGCCUUACUAGAGCUCCUGUUGUUCGCGUGAGUUUCCGUGUGGUAUUUUUGCUGAGCUUCUUGCUCCUAAGUUUCGCGUCGCGUCCCCAAAUAUGACGUCAGAAGCAUCAAGCGCAACGCUGAAAGCUUUCUUCCGUGAAGGUUCCACUGAGGAGCGUGGGAAUUCAGAUCCUGCCGCUUGUGCCCAUGGGAAUUUCGCAGGGGAUUCUCCAGGCGACGAUCAGGGGACAUCGGAAGAGAACUUGGAGGAAUACCAUGAUGUUCCUUUAGCGGAGGGGACUGUAACUGAAAACGCAAUAGGGGAUCUUGCAAGACGCGGUCCAGGAGCGACAGGACCGCCGAGACGCGACGACGCGAUGUCUCCUGGUGUGACUGAAAGUGCUGCUGUUUCCUAUCAGCCAAUCUUCUCUACGCCAACGCCAGCAGCAGCUACGCCGGAUGGAGUAGCAGCAGCAGCCAUGCCGAAUGUUAUUCCGAAUGGAGUACAUUCUGCCGCUCCUGGAUCAGGUUUCAUCCGGGCAGGUACACCUGCCACGUCAGCACCGCCAGCAUCAUCAUCAUCAGCAGCAGCAGCAGCAUUGCAACCAUCCCCACCCACUGCGAAUUCCUUAUCCCCGAUACUAGCUGCCGCGUUUUCACUAUUCCCUUCGUCGUCGUUUGCAGAAGAGCUCCCAUCGCCGCUAUCACCCCCGGAUCUGUCACCUCCGCUUUCCCCCUCCGCGCAGCCACAGGAGCAGCGGGAAGUGGGGCUGGAGGCACCAGGGGGGGUUAUUGGGGAAAACGGGGGAAGGGAAAGGGGAGCAGGCGCAGAAACGGGGGGAGGGGGAAGAGUGGGAGUCGUAGGGAGCGGGGAAGGGGGAAGGAAUGCGGGUGUAGAGGCGGGAGCGGGAAGAGGGGAGGCAGGGGGGGAGAUAUUGGAGGUUGAGUGGGGGUCAGGGGAGGCGGCGUCUGGGCAGGUGGCAUCCGGGCAUGUGUUUUGGUCGGCUGCAAUGGCAGCAACAGACCCCCUGGAGAGCGUUCAGUGUCCCAAUUCUGAUGUGGAGCAGGUCCGAGCAGUGGCUUCCAGCCUGCUUCCCGCCAUAGCAGCGGCCACAAUCGACCAACUCGAGAGCUCCAUGAGCCUCUUCUCCUCCCCGCCGUCGCCCUUGGAAGCAGCAGAGGCAGUCAAAGGCGAGCUCCUCACGUUCCUAGACUCUCGCACUAAGGGCCUUACUGCCGCCGCUGCCGCUGCUGCUGUUACUGCUCUUAAUGUAACUUCUGCUGCUGGUGUUACGGAGGCAAUGACUGGGGCAUGGCAUGGGCAUGGGGGGGGCCGAGGAGAGCGGGGAGAAGAAGAGGGUUCCGGAGGGGCAGGAGGAAGAGGAGGGGCUGUAGAGGGAGGACUGGAGGCUGCAACACACAUAACAAGCGGAGAAGCCUCGUCAUCAGCAGUGCGGGUGCAGCAGGGUGGAGAAGAGAAGGAGCCUUGUAACACCGUUGCAGUUACUGCCGUUCAGUCUCUUCUAGACGAGUUUGUCGCCCAACGCCAGAGCUUGCUGACUCGCUUCUCGUCGGCCUUCAGGCGGGCCGAGCACACCGAAGACAAGGUGGCAUCGCUGGCUCAGGAGCUGGAAGAGUCUGAACUGCUUGACAAGGCUUUAAGAAUCAAUCUUGCGCAAUCGCUCAUUCGCCGCGUUGAUGCUGCGGGCACCGCGCACUGUACGGCGCAGUUCGGCACCGUGGCAGGGUUAGAAUCGCACCGACGCCAGUGCCCGUUCGAUGAAGUCCCGUGUGCGAACACGCCCUGCUGGGAGCGGGUGUCGCGCUACAGGAUGCCCAUACACGAUAAAAGAUGCCCCCUUAAGAUGCUUCCGUGCAGGCAGGGGUGUAGGCUAAAGAUAGCACGAGCCGGUAUGGAGAGGCACUGUGCCACUGACUGUGGGAUGAAGUCGGUUUCGUGCCCGUACGCGCCCAUGGGGUGCUCUCUGCCUCUGCUGCAGAAGGACGUGGCGAGGCACUGCAGGGAACGGGUGGAAGGGCACCUGCGGGCGGCGUGCCAGCUGGUGGUGGAGAUGCGGCAGGAGGGGCAGGUGAUGGAGAGAAGGCUUGACAUGUUGGAAAAGUCUAUAUCCCUUACAGAGAGACUAGGGAAGGUGGAGCAUGAGGCGUUGCGGAAGGAGCUUCAAGCAUCAAACAAGAAAGUCACGUCGUUGGAGCAAGAAUUGAGUAGGGUGCGUGCAGAAGCUAGAGGCGCCACAUCCCUGAAGAAGGAGUUGGUUAUGCUACAAGAGCAGUUGAAAAAGAUGCAACCUUCUAUGAGGAGAACAGGGUGGUGAAAUACUUGUGAGGAACUUAUCUGUAUAUAUGAUGGUGUUUUGUCAUUCU